Molecule: messenger RNA, 846 nt
Organism: Setaria italica (foxtail millet)
Lineage: Eukaryota; Viridiplantae; Streptophyta; Magnoliopsida; Poales; Poaceae
Product: UPF0047 protein YjbQ
Exons: 7
Coding region: 197-631 (144 amino acids)
Source: RefSeq, a predicted model, not a curated record
CAUCCGACGGCCGCGAAUCCGUGUCGCAGUUGUUCCGCCGCAACACGGGGCACCACGCGGCCAGAAGCCCACGCCGCCCCACCUCCACGCUCCUGUUGCCUCUUCGCCGCCGUGAGGUGCCCCCAAUCAGGCAACCAGCAGCGCCGCCCGGUCCCGUCCUCUCGCCCCUGCCCCCGCCCUCAUCGCGCCCCGCUCCAUGGCCGCCAAGUGGGCCCAGAAGACCGUCGUCAUCCCCGCGCAGCGCCGCGGCUGCCACCUCAUCACCCCCAAGAUUCUGAGGGAGAUCGAGGGCGACCUGUCCGGGUUCAAGUGCGGGCUCGCUCAUUUCUUCCUGCAGCACACAAGCGCUUCCCUGACCAUCAAUGAGAACUAUGACUCUGACGUGCAGGCUGACACUGAAACUUUCCUUAACAGAAUUGUCCCAGAGGGCCACAAUGCUCCUUGGAAGCACACUAUGGAAGGACCUGAUGACAUGCCAGCACAUAUUAAAUCGUCAAUGUUUGGUUGUGCCCUGACGAUUCCUAUAACUGAUGGACGUCUCAAUAUGGGCACUUGGCAGGGUAUAUGGCUGUGCGAACACCGUGAUCAUGCCAGCCCUCGCAAAAUUGUGAUUACUCUCAACGGAGUCUAACUUGAAAGAUCUUAUAUGCUGGCAGGAAAUUGAGCAAAUGCAAUUUGGACCUGAAUGAUGUAAAAUUAGGGCUCUGUUUCAAGUGUACCAUGUACUGGGUUGAACGGUUGACUGUAACAUAUAUAUGGAAGCUAGAAAUUCCAAUAAGUUUGCUGUUACUGUUUCCUGUGUGAUUCUUGGCUUAGGAGAUCAUUACCAGGCUGUUGAUCUUUCAA